GACGACGCCUAGGAAAGCAGUUGGAAACAGCUGGCUCCUCCUGUAACCAGCCUUUCUUGGGGAAAUCCUUCUACCUGGACCUGCCAAACAACAAGAACACACAGUUUCUGCUGGAAACCAUAAAGCAUCUGGGUGGGAUGAUCGAAAGCUUUCUGAGCAAAGAAGUCAGCUACGUGGUUUCCAGCAGCAAAGAGGCCAAACUAGACAGCAGGCCUGGGAGGCAGACCAAAAAACAAAGCAGCACUGCCUCCUGGGAUGACAAGGCAAAGAUCCUGCCCUCUGUUGCAUCCAAAGGGGGGUGCCAUGCAAGGCCUUCUCCCAAGCCAGCAAACAGUGUAAAUACUGCUCUGAUCAGCAGGGGAAAGGAGCUGCUGCAAAAAGUCAUAAGGAACCAGGACACCUGGGCUGGCAGUAGCAUCCUUGCCAAUGCUCGCUCCUGGGGUGUCCGGAUCCUGCAUGUGGACGAAAUGAUGGCCUACAUUCAGCAACUGCUGCUCACCAUGUCAGGAGCAAGGAAAUCCAGUCAGAAGAUGGAGGUAACAAGUCUUGCAUUUGGGCCAAGAGUUCCUAAAGUGGGAAAAUUGAAGCCUCCAUUUCUGAAGAUUGAAGACCAGAGCAGGCGAUUCAGGCCCUUACACCACCAGUUCAAGAGCUUCCCUGAUCUGAACUUCUUGGCACCAAAAGAUUGCAGCCCAUUUGAGCCUCUGAAAAGCCCCUCAAGCUCCUGCAAAACCAGAGUCCCUGAGGGCUGUAUGAUUCUCAGUGAGAGAGAGAGGAGCCCCCAGUCCACUCCACCAACUGUGCCGAAAAAGAGGAAGGGGUUUUGUGAGUGCUGUCAGGAGACCUUUGAAGAUCUACAGCUGCACCUUCAAAGCUCCCACCACAGGCAGUUUGCACUGGAUGACUCUCAAUAUGCAGCUGUAGACCAUCUCAUCUCUCAGCUCAUCAAUGACUUUGUAGAGCUCCCAGCUUGGUUCUCAUCAUCCAGUGUAUCUUGCUCUUCCGCAGCAGAUGCAUGUUCCAGUUCUCAAGCAAAUGCCAUGACCGCACCAGCUGCAGGACUGGGGAGGAAGGACCUGCAGGCUGGGAAAGACCUCUGCCUCAGUGCAGAAGACAGGCUCAGCUUGUUGAAUGGGGAAUGUCCCCCAAGUCCUGAAGAGAAGCCCAGUGAGAGAGUUGACCAGCCCUGUCCUGUUCUGGAACUGCCUGCUAAGGACUGCCUCUUAGGGCUGUCUACAAAGCCAGUGCUACAGACUGGGCCCCCUGCUGGAGACAGGCCAGCUAAAAAAGUCCUUGCUGUGUGCAGCAAUACAGACGGGGCUGCUGUGAUUGGUGCUGCUGGCUCAGACCCUGCUCCUGAUCUCAACCAUGGGACCUGUUGCAGUAGUGGGGAGAGAGCUGCCUGUUCACCUGGAUCUGCUCCCCAGCAAGCGCUCAGACCCACAAGCUGCUGUCCAAGAGAAUUGUCCUGCUCUAGGAAACGUAAACUUUCUUCCUCUCCAAGUGCAUGUGUGGAAAAGAAGCGGAAGAUGCAGCUGGGUAGUGAUCCCCUCUGUCUGGAUAUAUGGACAGGCUCAACGGUCUGCAGGCUGGUUCAUCAGGGAGUGGGGCAGGCUGCUUUGAGGCACAGCGUUCUGGCUGUGGCCAGGGCUGACAGAACUGCUCCAUCAUGCACUUCUAGAGCGGCAGAGCUCUCGCUACCUUCCAGCAGGCCCUGCAGUUCCCCUGCCCUAUGGGUGCUUCAUAACCAGGACCCUGGGGAUCCCAAAUCACCAUCAGACCUCCUAGGGCCUGCUUCCAUGGAUGUUGUCUCCCUAGAGGCAGUCCAGGUGAGCACAGCCACUCUGUGUAACCAGGCCAAAGGGCAUCAAAGCUACCAAGGUGGGCAGCCCAAAGAGGACACAGUGUCUCCUUGCCAAGUGCAUGACUCUGGCCUUGAGCUUCAUUCUGCCCUGAGCCAGUCUGGCUGUCCCACCUGGCAUGGCCCCGUAGCUGCCAAAAGGGAGCACUGCAGCUCUCCCAGUGUCUGCUGUGUUGGACUAGUUGAGAGUGUGGUACCUGAGACUGCCAAUGCCAGAGACCACUGUACAAGCAUGGCCAUUCAUCCCGGUGUCCUCCAGCCUCUCCCGUCUAACCCACAGGCUUGUCCUGACCUUGAAAAUUUGACCACCUCCUCCUCAGGGUCAGACUGGGACAUUCAGCUAUUCUCUACUCUUGAUAGUCUCCAAAGCACCAGGAUACAGUCCAUAGAUGGGGAGAUGCUCAGGAGGACCUGUAUUGAUGUGAGAGAGAGUGGAUACGAGUCCCAUCUCUACUCUGUGUUGAAGCAGAAGCCAGAACUGGAUUGGGCAGGUAAAGAUGAUAAGAGUCACUGGAACUGUCGUACAGAAAUGGAAGGAACCCCUUACCUAAGUUUGAGGCCUGCUUGGACAGCUGGACCAGCUAGGCAUUAGCUCAUGACUUGCUGUAUAGGCCCUUAAAAUUCUAUGGCUCACCAACUGAGUCCUGUCACAAAGGGCACCCAGCUGAAUUUGCUGUGGCAUCUGAUUUCCUUGGUGUUAACAGAAAGCCUGUGCCUGGUCAGAGAAGAACUGGGCCAGAUCAUAACAUUUGUUUGGGAGUGCUGCUCUUCUGGUGGAAGUAGUCACCACUGUAUCUGCAACAAAGUUUGGGGACUGCUUGCACCCUUGGACAGUUCCAACUUGAAGAUUCCCCAGCCUGACCCAGCCAGCAUGGGCAAAAUGAGCACUUAACAGGCCAUCUUCCCAUUAAGCAACAUUGUGUAUCCUCAUGUCCAGUUCCCAAAAUGAGUCUGCAUAAGUGAAUGCUGUGGUGAUCAGACCCUAUGCUGUGCUUUGCAGAAUGUGUCUUGUGGGAGAAGGGGUAGAAUUGCAUGAGUACUACUGUCUCUUUCGGUUGUGGCACAACUGCAAACAUGAAUUGGACACUACAAUGAAUUAGACCAGUUGGGCCAUAGAAAAAGCUGACUUCCUCUAGAAGUGACUCUGCUCUGAGCAGGAUGAGCUCUUAUGGGCUCUAUCACAUUCUCUUCACUAUUUUCCCAUAUCUCCAGAGACUACUGCACUUCCUCCUUGUGGUGCUGUUAAUGAGGAGAAACGGAGAUGAUGCCUGUAUUGAUUCUCUAUCGGUGUCUUGUUUAGCUCAUGCUCUGCCUGGCAUGUGGUCUGAUCUCUCUCUUCUGUCUCAGUCUUAGUGGGCUGGAAAUUGCAGACAUUUGUCUAGUAUUUAAUCUCUUGUUUUUAGAAAAUUUUAAAAAGUGGAAUAAACUGAGUGCUGAUCAA
This is a messenger RNA of Alligator sinensis (Chinese alligator), 3302 nucleotides long. It is a transcript of the gene DBF4B, whose product is annotated as DBF4 zinc finger B. Bases 138 to 2453 code for a protein of 771 amino acids. Gene Ontology annotation, cellular component: nucleus; Dbf4-dependent protein kinase complex. Gene Ontology annotation, molecular function: nucleic acid binding; zinc ion binding; protein serine/threonine kinase activator activity. The record is from RefSeq and is a predicted model, not a curated record. The transcript is spliced from 11 exons. Gene Ontology annotation, biological process: positive regulation of nuclear cell cycle DNA replication; regulation of cell cycle phase transition. NCBI's taxonomy places the organism in Eukaryota, Metazoa, Chordata, Crocodylia, Alligatoridae.